AUGGCGGGCAACACCACCGGAGGCACUCCGGCCCAUGCCCAGUCCUCCUUACCCUCGCUCCCCGCACAUCUCCAAUCUGAUACUCAUCUGACAGCACAUCUCGCUAGCCGCUUCCAUGUCGGCUUACCGACUGCGCAUCUCUCUUCCCAGGCAUUGAUCUCACUGAAUACGUACACCUCGGCAACAAAAGGCCCAGAUGGCGCAAAGGAAGGCAGUGCCGCUGGGGAAGCGGAGGAUCUGGCGCGCCGUGCUUUCACCCGACUGGGAGCGCGCGCGGAGAACCAGGCUGUGGUGUUUUUAGGAGAGAGUGGAUCCGGGAAAACUACCAUUCGCUCACACUUGCUAUCUUCCUUUCUGUCAUUUUCCUCAACUCCGCUCUCUUCUAAGCUAUCGUACGCCGCCUUUGUUUUCGAUACUCUUACCACCACCAAAUCCGUGACCACUCCGACAGCCUCCAAGGCCGGUCUUUUUCUUGAACUGCAGUACGAUGGCUCCUCUUCCGUCAACCCGACCCUUAUCGGUGGUAAGAUCAUCGACUACCGAUUGGAGCGGAGCCGCCUUUCCUCCGUGCCCACCGGUGAGCGAAGCUUCCAUGUGCUCUACUACCUUUUGGCUGGUACAAGCGCUGCCGAAAAGUCUCACCUGGGAUUCGACAAUUCCAUUCACAUUCAGACCAGGGGCGGCGGUUUGUCUUCGGGCUCGAUAAACCACAAGCGUUGGCGUUAUCUCGGUCACCCGACGCAGCUGAAAGUCGGAGUCAACGAUGCAGAGGGUUUCCAGCACUUCAAGACCGCUUUGCGUAAGCUCGAGUUCUCUCGGGGUGAGAUUGCCGAAAUCUGCCAGGUUCUGGCCAGUAUCCUUCAUAUUGGACAGCUGGACUUUACGUCCGGGCAGUCUACGACUACGGGUGCCGAGGAGAGUGGUGGUUACUCUCACGAGGGCGGCGAGAUGGUCACGGUUGUCAAGAACAAGCAGUCCCUCAACAUCAUUGCUGCAUUCCUGGGUCUCAGUGUGGAGGCCCUGGAAAACAGCCUUGGUUACAAGACCAAGACCAUCCAUCGUGAGCGCGUGACGGUCAUGCUAGACCCCAAAGGCGCAAGAGAAAACGCCGACGGCUUUGCUCGCACUAUUUACUCGCUCCUGGUUACCUGGGUCAUUGAGACUGUGAACCAGAAAAUCUGCGCCGCCGAGGAUAGCGUGGCAAACACCAUUUCCAUCGUCGACUUCCCUGGAUUCGCUCAGGCUCCUUCCACCGGGUCGACGCUGGACCAGCUGCUGAGCAAUGCGGCAACCGAAUCUCUCUACAACUACUGCCUGCAGUCCUUCUUUGAGCGCAAGGCCGAUAUUCUGGAUCGUGAGGAGAUCUCGGUGGCUGCGACCAGCUAUUUCGACAAUGUCGACACUGUCCGCGGACUUCUAAAACAUGGCAAUGGUCUAUUGAGCAUUCUGGAUGACCAGACGCGCCGUGGGCGAUCCGAUACCCAGUUCCUCGAAAGCGUUCACAAGAGGUUCGACGGCAAGAAUCCGGCUAUCUCGGUUGAUUCGUCUGGCGCGAGUAGCACUGGCUAUGUGUCGCAGGCUCGCUCGGCCUUCACCGUUAAGCAUUUUGCUGGCGAGGUGGACUACUCUGUCCAUGGCUUGAUCGAGGAGAACGGAGAGAUCGUUUCGGGAGAUUUGAUGAACUUGAUGAAAUCUGCCCAAAGCGACUUUGUUCGAGAUCUUUUCGGCCAAGAAGCAUUGCAGACUGUUUCUCACCCGCGGGAAAAGACUGCCAUUAUGCAGGCGCAAGUCUCUUCGAAGCCAAUGCGGAUGCCCAGUAUGGCCAGACGCAAGUAUGACCAGCAAGCUCGCCUUGGCGUUCCUGCUGUUUCUCGUACCGAUAGCGAGGAAGCGGAUGAUCACGACAGCCAGGCGGCCAGCUCCAGGCGCGGCGCUGGCAAUAGAAAGAGUGGUAUGAUGGGCCAUACGCAGGGAGCAUCUGGCCAGUUCCUUUCUGGGCUCGAGAUCAUCAAUAAGUGCCUGAGCGCGCCGAACCUGAACCCGUACUUUGUCAUCUGCUUGAAACCCAAUGACCGCCGUAUUGCAAACCAGUUUGACAGCAAAUGUGUGCGUAUGCAGGUUCAAACUUUCGGCAUCGCCGAGAUCAGUCAACGUCUGAGAAACGCCGACUUCAGCGUCUUCCUCCCAUUCGCAGAGUUCCUGGGUUUGGCGGAAAUUGGGAACAUUGUGGUAGGAAGCGACAAAGAAAAGUCCGAGGUCGUUUUGGACGAAAGACGAUGGCCCGGCAACGAGGCCCGUGUGGGAAGCACCGGCGUCUUCUUGAGCGAGCGGUGCUGGGCAGAUCUCGCCAAGGUUGGUGAGCGGGUGGUCCGCUCCUACGGAAUCACAGGCUCUGAUGAGGACGAACUCAACGCCAGUGGAAAUCCGGAUGCCAAGGUUCGUCUGCUCAACCCGGCUGAUCAAUCGCCUGGAGCCUUCAUCUAUGGGGACGAAACGAAACAAGGGUACUUUGGCAGCCGCGACCUGGAUGGACGCUCUGAUGCCGGUGCCUCUGCCUUCAACUCCGGCGAUAUGUUCCGAAACUUCGAGACGAGAGAACAGAUGCUGGAGAAGAAUAAUGAGAAGAAAAUGGAGGAGGUCGACGAGGUCCCAGUCUCAGGAUCUCGCAAACGCUGGAUGGCACUGGUCUAUCUCUUGACCUGGUACAUUCCAGACUUCUGCAUCAAGUUUUUCGGUCGCAUGAAACGCAAGGACGUCCGCGUUGCCUGGCGUGAGAAGCUCGCAAUCAACAUGAUCAUCUGGUUUGCUUGCGCAGUCGCCAUUUUCAUGAUCGUUGCCUUCCCUGGAUUGGUCUGCCCGACUCAGCAUGUGUAUUCGAAAGGAGAACUUAGCAUUCACAAUGGCAAGGAUGGCGAGAGCGAAUUUAUCGCCAUUCGUGGUGUUGUGUUCAAUCUGGGCGAUUUUAUCCCCACUCACUAUCCCGAUAUCGUCCCGCACAAGGCCCUUCAGAACUACGCUGGAACCGAUGCGACCAACCUUUUCCCUGUCCAGGUUUCAGCGUUAUGCCAGGGUGUGGAUGGACAUGUUGACCCCAGUGUGCCUUUGGAUUAUCGAUCUAACCUGAAUGACACCACUCAGACUACAAGUUCGACGAGUUUUGAUAUCAACGCCAAAUACCAUGACUUUCGUUACUGGACCAACGACUCCCGUCCGGAUUGGUUCUACGAGCAAAUGGUUAUGCUGCGUGCCAAUUACAAGAAGGGCUACGUCGGCUACACUCCCAAGUACAUCCAGACGCUGGCAACUGACGGCGACAACAUCGUGAGCAUUAAUGGGAAGGUCUACGAUAUGACUUAUUACAUUGCGGGCCCCCGUGUCCCACGUGAACCAGCGGGCAAAAACGUCUCCACCAGCGGUAUCAAUACGAACUACAUGAACCCUCUCCUCGUUCAGCUCUUCCAGCAAAAGUCUGGCUCCGACGUCACUGAUCUCUACAACAAUCUUGAUUUUGAUUCGGGCAUGCGCGAGCGCAUGCAGCUGUGUCUUGACAAUCUGUUCUUUGUCGGUCAUGUUGACACGAGAAAUUCGCCUCGCUGCGAGUUUGCCCGGUACUUCAUCCUUGCAAUCUCGAUCGUGCUGUGCACUAUCAUCACCUUCAAGUUCCUUGCUGCCUUGCAAUUUGGAAAGAAAAACCUGCCUGAGAACUUAGAUAAGUUCAUCAUCUGUCAGGUGCCUGCAUACACCGAGGAUGAAGACUCUCUGCGUCGUGCUAUCGAUUCCAUGGCGCGCAUGCGUUACGAUGACAAGCGCAAACUCCUGUUGGUUAUCUGUGACGGUAUGAUUAUCGGCCAGGGUAACGACCGACCCACUCCUCGCAUUGUCCUCGACAUUCUGGGUGUGCCCGAGGCCGUCGACCCUGAGCCUCUCAGCUUCGAGAGUUUGGGUGAAGGUAUGAAGCAGCACAACAUGGCCAAAGUCUACUCGGGUCUCUACGAAGUCCAGGGUCAUAUUGUUCCCUACCUGGUUGUCGUCAAGGUUGGAAAGCCUUCGGAGGUAUCUCGCCCGGGUAACCGUGGCAAGCGUGAUUCCCAGAUGGUGCUCAUGCGUUUCCUCAACCGUGUCCACUACAACCUUCCCAUGAGCCCGAUGGAGCUUGAGAUGCAUCAUCAAAUUCGGAACAUUAUCGGCGUCAAUCCCACAUUCUACGAGUACAUUCUGCAAGUCGACGCCGAUACGGUGGUUGCGCCAGAUGCCGGCACACGAUUCGUUUCCUCGUUCCUCUCUGAUACUCGUCUCAUCGGUGUUUGCGGAGAGACGGCCUUGUCCAACGCCAAAACGUCCAUGAUCACAAUGAUUCAAGUAUACGAGUACUACAUUUCUCACAACCUUACCAAGGCAUUCGAGAGUCUUUUCGGUUCCGUUACUUGUUUGCCCGGUUGUUUCAGUAUGUACCGCGUCCGUUCAGCGGAGACCGGCAAACCACUUUUCGUCAGCAAGGAAAUCAUUGAUGCUUAUUCGGAAAUUCGCGUGGAUACCCUGCAUAUGAAGAACCUGCUACAUCUGGGUGAGGAUCGAUACCUGACAACACUCCUUCUGAAACAUCACCCCAAGUUCAAGACCAAGUACAUCUUCCGGUCCCAUGCUUGGACUGUGGCACCUGAGAGUUUCGCCGUCUUCCUGUCUCAGCGUCGUCGAUGGAUUAACUCCACCGUCCAUAACCUGAUGGAACUGAUUCCGUUGCAACAGCUGUGCGGGUUCUGCUGCUUCAGUAUGCGUUUCGUUGUCUUCGUCGACCUGCUCAGUACCGUCAUCCAGCCUGUCACCGUGGCCUACAUCAUCUACCUGAUUUACUGGAUUAUCACGGACACGAAUAACAUUCCAUGGAUCUCAUUCGUUCUUCUGGGUGUCAUCUACGGUCUCCAGGCAUUGAUCUUCAUCCUCCGACGCAAGUGGGAAAUGAUUGGCUGGAUGCUCAUCUACAUCCUAGCCAUCCCAGUCUUCUCGCUCGCCCUGCCACUCUACUCCUUCUGGAACAUGGACGACUUCUCUUGGGGUAACACGCGUAUCAUCACCGGAGAAAAGGGCCGCAAGGUCCUCAUCUCCGACGAAGGCAAAUUCGAUCCGGCCUCCAUCCCCAAAAAGCGCUGGGAAGAGUACCAAAACGAGCUAUGGGGUGCGGAGACUUCGCGCGACGACCGCUCCGAGGUCUCGGGCUACUCCUAUGGCACCAACAUGGGUCCCUUCCACCAGCAGCAAUAUCAAUACCCCUCCCCGGGUUCUCGCCCUGUCUCACAGCUGGAUCUCCCGCUGCUUAACUCGGGUUCGCGCAUUUCCGUCGCGCCCUCUGAGAUGAUGAGCCGCCAUAUGGACAUGGACAUGGGUAUGGAGGACUUGAGCCACCUGCCCUCGGACGACUCCAUCCUGAGCGAGAUCCGCGAGAUCCUCCGCACGGCCGACCUGAUGACCGUGACGAAGAAGAGCAUCAAGCAAGAGCUCGAGAGACGCUUCGGCGUGAACUUGGACCUCAAGAGGCCAUAUAUCAACUCCGCUACCGAGGCUGUUCUUUCGGGGGUUCUUUAA
Messenger RNA from Penicillium cinerascens, 5580 nucleotides. It is a transcript of the gene chsE, whose product is annotated as chitin synthase class Va. Bases 1 to 5580 code for a protein of 1859 amino acids. The record is from RefSeq and is a predicted model, not a curated record. NCBI's taxonomy places the organism in Eukaryota, Fungi, Ascomycota, Eurotiomycetes, Eurotiales, Aspergillaceae. Gene Ontology annotation, molecular function: cytoskeletal motor activity; ATP binding; chitin synthase activity. The transcript is spliced from 4 exons. Gene Ontology annotation, cellular component: myosin complex; cell septum; cell periphery.